GGCUUAUAUCUAGAUCGUGUCUAACUCUUUCUUUCUGAGUCCUAUGCUAUACAAGCAAGAGCGUUUUGUUUAGGAAAAUACGCACGACAACCGAUAAUGUCUGGAAGAGGAAAAACCGGAUCAAAGGCCCGUGCCAAGGCAAAGACCCGCAGCUCCCGUGCUGGUCUGCAGUUUCCCGUCGGCCGUGUCCACCGUCUCCUCCGCAAAGGUAACUACGCUGAGAGAGUCGGCGCCGGAGCACCUGUGUAUCUGGCUGCCGUCCUGGAGUACCUAACCGCUGAGAUCCUGGAGUUGGCCGGCAACGCCGCCAGGGACAACAAGAAGACCCGUAUCAUCCCUCGCCAUCUCCAACUGGCUGUUCGCAAUGACGAGGAGCUGAACAAACUGCUCGGCGGUGUGACCAUCGCCCAGGGGGGUGUCCUGCCCAACAUCCAGGCCGUCCUGUUGCCCAAGAAGACCGGCCAGUCUGCACCGAGCUCCGGCAAGGCGGGAAAGAAGGCCUCCUCUCAGUCACAGGAGUAUUAGCUUGUUGGCUAAUAACUUUCACCCCAACGGCCCUUUUAAGGGCCACCCCACCUCCAACUGGAAGAGCAACGUUCCUCGUUUAUCGCUGCCUUGUUACUUUUCGCUUGGUUUUUAAUUUAAUAAACGCUUGUUUU
Molecule: messenger RNA, 659 nt
Organism: Chelmon rostratus (copperband butterflyfish)
Lineage: Eukaryota; Metazoa; Chordata; Actinopteri; Chaetodontiformes; Chaetodontidae
Product: histone H2AX
Exons: 1
Coding region: 97-525 (142 amino acids)
Cellular component (GO): nucleosome
Molecular function (GO): structural constituent of chromatin; protein heterodimerization activity; DNA binding
Source: RefSeq, a predicted model, not a curated record